Messenger RNA from Histoplasma capsulatum G186AR, 1779 nucleotides. RefSeq lists its product as uncharacterized. The coding region runs from base 1 to 1779 and encodes 592 amino acids. The record is from RefSeq and is a predicted model, not a curated record. Gene Ontology annotation, cellular component: membrane. NCBI's taxonomy places the organism in Eukaryota, Fungi, Ascomycota, Eurotiomycetes, Onygenales, Ajellomycetaceae. The transcript is spliced from 2 exons.
AUGACUGGUGGACAAACUUCGCGGGGAGACGGCGCCAGAGAACACGAAAGCCUAUUGUCUUCAUCUCGCCCACGCACAGCCAUUGGAGUUGCUCCCUCAGCCUGUGCGCAUCCUGACUGCAUCCUACCCUGUCAUAUUCGUCCGGAGAAUAAAACGAACGAUGAUGUAUCCGGUUCUCAAGCUCCGCUCCUCCAACGCACUCCGCCAACCGGUCCCGAACCACCCAGCCCCCAACGCAGCAACAAGGGGAGCCGUGUGCAAUCAUGGCGCCGCAAGCUCUGGCAAUCCUGGCUCAUGAGCAAGGGGAUGCUCAUGGUAAUGCUGGCUCAGUUCUUCGGCGCGUCGAUGAACGUCAUGACCCGCACUCUUCAAUUGGAUGGGAGUCAUGGGAAAGGAAUGCAUCCAUUUCAGAUCCUCUUCGCGCGCAUGGGCAUCACCGUCCUCCUCAGCCUGCUCUACAUGCUCUACGCCCGCGUCCCACACCCCUUUGGCAUCCGCUCUAUCCGGCCCCUCCUCUUCCUCCGCGGCAUCAGCGGCUUCUUCGGCGUCUUCGGCCUGUACAGCUCGCUGCUCCACCUCGCCCUCUCGGAAGCCACCGUGCUCACUUUCCUAGCCCCCAUCGGCUGCUGCUACGUCUGCUCGCUAACCAUGCCCAACGAGACCUUCACGCGCAGACAGCAGGUGGCGGCGCUAGCGUCGCUGCUGGGCGUUGUGCUAAUUGCACGGCCAGCGUCGUUGUUUCGUGGCUCUUCGCACGUAUCCGCAUCGUCUUCUUCAUGGUCAUCGACGGACGUUGAAGCGAGCCCAGCAGGCUCAGCAGACGACGCCUACUACAAACGCACCCUCGGCAUUCUCGCCGCGCUCCUAGGCGUCGUCGGUGCGACGGCCGCGUACACCUCCAUCCGCGUCAUCGGCAAGCGCGCCCACCCGCUCGUCAGCGUCACGUAUUUCAGCGGCCUAACCACGAUCAUCUCGCUGCUGGCCGUCGCGCUGAUACCCGGCAUCAGCUUCCGCCUUCCCGGCAACAUGGCGGAGCUUCUGCUCCUGCUGGGCCUUGGGGCGUGCGGGUUUCUGUUGCAAUUUUUGCUAACGGCGGGGUUGUCGUACGUGCCUCCCGCGUCGGCUACGGGAGACGGGGAGAAGGAGGUUGGAGGCUUUUUGGGCGUGGGUGCGGGUGCGGGUGUGGAUAUAGCUGCGGACGUAGAGCAGGAGGGGACGGUGGGGGGCCAGGUCGGCGAGGUAGUGAGUGAUGAAAGGGUGCGGGGGGGAGGAGGGCGGCGGCGGGAUGAAGAAGUGAAGAAAGAAGAUAUUGCGAAGCCGUCCACGCACGGCUCCAAGGCGACAACCAUGGUGUAUACGCAGAUGCUCUUUGCGGUGUUGUAUGAUAAGGUGGUGUUCAAUGCGACGCUGUCGCCGGUUAGCUUGGCUGGGUCGAUGAUCAUUUUGGCGAGUGCGAUGUACGUUGCUUUGGUGAAGGAGCGGAGGAAAGACGUUGGUUCUGGCGCUGGUGCGGAUGAGUACGCUGUUGUUGAGGGUCAGGGGGUGGGAGGAGAAAAUGGGGAUGGGGAUGGGGAUGGGGAAGGCAGUUGGGUUUCACGACAACAGUCCAGACAUGCGCAAUCUUGGAAUAUCGAGGAUGCGAGGUUGGCGGAGGCGGGGGAGGGGACGGGGCUUUUGGCAGGUUAUGUUGAUGAUGAUGAUGACGAUGAUGAUGAUUAUGAUUAUUAUGAUUACGAUUGUAAUUCUGAGAGUGGGAAUGAUAAUGGUGAUGAUGGUUGA